AUGCUGGCCUCGCCGGCCGCGCCGUCCCAGCUUCGUCUCCAUGACACGUCGACGUCGACAUCGACAUCGACAUCGACAUCGACAUCGACAUCGACAUCCCCCCGCGGCUUGGGCCGCUCGGACAUUGUGGCCGCCGCUCGGCAACCACCCCCCGACGCCGACUACCUCGCCCGCGAGGCCAAGACGCAGGGCCGGCGCUUCUGCCUCGUCCGGCCCGACGCGCACGGCGGGGACGACGCCCCGAGCAUCGCCAAGGCGCUCAACGACGACUGCCGGCGCAAGAGCCUCGUCUUCCUGCCCGGCCCCGCGUACAGCAUCAGGACGGCCAUGACCACGCUGGCCAUGGACGACGUGCGCAUCGUCCUGCUCGGCCGCCUCGUGUGGAGCAGCGACGUCGCCUACUGGCUCUCCGUGUCCAUGCCCGUCGGCUUCCAGAACCAGAGCACCGUCUGGUACUUUGGCGGCGACCGCGUCUCCCUCGACGGCUGGAACGUCGGCACCCUCGACGGCAACGGCCAGGUGUGGUACGACUGGGCCAGGUCGCAGGGGAACCUGCCCCGGCGGCCCAUGAACAUCAACUUCCGGGGCCUGACCAACUCGGCCGUCAGGCGGAUGCGCUUCGUGCAGAGCCAGAUGUGGACCAUGGCCAUCACCCACUCCAGGGCCGUCGACCUCGACGACAUCUACGUCAACAGCACGUCGAGCAGCAGGUGGAGCACGCUCAACACGGACGGCUGCGACACCAUAUACUCGGACAGCAUCACCUUUCGCCGCUGGUUCGUCACCAACGGCGACGACGCCAUCGCCCUCAAGGGCAACUCGUCCAACAUUGCCAUCUACGACAGCGAGUUCCGCGACGGCCAGGGCGUCGCCAUCGGGUCCAUGGGCCAGUACGACGGCAAGUUUGAGUACAUUGCCAACUUUUACGCCCAAAACAUCACCCUCGUCAACACGGCCCACGUUUCCUACCUCAAGACCUGGGCCGGCGUGUCCAGGGGGUACCCGCCCAACGGCGGCGGAGGCGGCCUCGGCCACGCGACCAACAUCACCAUGCAGGACGUCAGGAUCAGCAAGCUGCGCCAGCAGCCCUUCUUCGCCUGGCAGUGCGAGAACUACUCGGGCUGGGCGGGCAAGGACUGCAACUCGUCCAAGUUCAAGCUGAGCCAGAUUGCCUGGCGGAACGUGGUCGGGACCGUGGUCAAGGGGGUCAAGAACGUGGGCUCUUUGCAGUGCAGUGCGGCCGCCGGGGGGUGCGACGACGUCGAGGUGUCGGAUAUCAAGGUCACUGUGGACGGAACCGACGCCGUCCUGGACAAGUGGCACUGCGAGAACGUCCACGGGAACAAGGGGUUCGUGUGUGAUAAUCCGCCGCAGGUGUCGGGAUAA
Messenger RNA from Ustilaginoidea virens, 1386 nucleotides. RefSeq lists its product as uncharacterized. Gene Ontology annotation, molecular function: polygalacturonase activity. The coding region runs from base 1 to 1386 and encodes 461 amino acids. NCBI's taxonomy places the organism in Eukaryota, Fungi, Ascomycota, Sordariomycetes, Hypocreales, Clavicipitaceae. The transcript has a single exon. The record is from RefSeq and is a predicted model, not a curated record. Gene Ontology annotation, biological process: carbohydrate metabolic process.